AUGCUGGAACAGAUGACGUCGAAUACUGGCCUCCUUGAGCCAGAGCUUGCGCCUCAGUUGUGGAGAGGCAUGGUAAACCUGCUUUGGCGCCAUACUGCGUGCAACGAACGAGAGGAGUAUUGCGUCACACUACUCACAAGCUCCAGCCUCGAGCGGGGCGUCAGCACAUCCUUGUUGAAUGGCCUCCACUCAGCGUGGUGA
Alternaria burnsii is the source of this 201-nucleotide messenger RNA. RefSeq lists its product as uncharacterized. The transcript has a single exon. Bases 1 to 201 code for a protein of 66 amino acids. Lineage: Eukaryota; Fungi; Ascomycota; Dothideomycetes; Pleosporales; Pleosporaceae. The record is from RefSeq and is a predicted model, not a curated record.